CUCAAUCUCUCGCUCUCUCACUUAGGAAUAGUUACUCAGGCUACAGGGACCUUGAGAGUACAUUUGGGCAUUUCGUUUAGUCAGAGAGAGACACAGGCACAUAGAAGGGAGUAGGAGGAACACUGAUCUUGCUGUCCCACAAUACGGUCCUGUGCAGUACCUCUGCUUGUUUGUAGUGCUGGAAGUGAGCAUCAAGGAGGAUGCCUGUAUUAAAUAGAUUCUUGAACUCAGAGCUAGGCAGAAGGUGGAUGGCAGGUGAGGAGCUGCUUCCUAGCUCUGUCUGGACACUCUCCACCUACCAGCAAGGAGCACUGACUCUGGAGCUGCCUGAGUUAAUCCAACUGGUCAAGCCGUUGUGGAAAUCCAAGCACAACCUGCAGGGACCAAAGAAAAGAGGAAUGUUUGAAAAUGAAGACGCCCUGUCUGAUUAUCAAGGAGAUGCACAAGUGAGAGGGCAAGCAGGGGUUCUCUCUGAGCGCAGAGGAUCCUUCCCGUUCAUAGACUUCCGAUUACUAAACACAACAGCAAAUUCAGGAGAAAUCGGCACAAAAAAAAAAGUGAAGAGACUGUUAAGUUUCCAGAGGUAUUUUCACGCGUCCAGACUGUUGCGUGGAACUGUGCCACAGACCUCUCUACACCUUUUAGACGAAGACUACCUUGGACAAGCAGGGCACAUGUUGUCGAAGGUUGGAACGUGGAAUUUUGACAUUUUCUUGUUUGACCGACUCACCAAUGGAAACAGCCUGGUUACUCUUUUAUGCCAUCUUUUUAACAGCCACGGUCUUAUUCAUCAUUUCCAGCUCGAUAUGGUGAAAUUGCACCGGUUUCUAGUUAUGGUGCAGGAGGACUACCACAACCAGAAUCCUUACCACAAUGCUGUCCAUGCUGCUGAUGUAACUCAAGCCAUGCACUGCUACCUAAAGGAGCCCAAGCUUGCCAGGUAUCUCACCCCUCUCGAUAUUUUCCUGGGACUGUUGGCAGCUGCAGCUCAUGAUGUUGAUCACCCAGGAGUCAACCAACCCUUUCUGGUCAAAACCAAACACCACCUUGCAAGCUUGUACCAGAAUGUGUCCGUAUUGGAAAACCAUCACUGGAGGUCGACAGUGGGCAUGCUCCGCGAGUCAGGGCUCCUGUCCCACCUGCCUGUGGAAAUGACGCAAGAAAUUGAACAACAGUUGGGUUCCUUAAUUCUGGCAACAGACAUUAGCCGGCAGAAUGAAUUUCUUGGGAGUUUUAAAAUUCAUCUGGACAACGAUGCUCUGAGUUUGGAAGAUGCAGAACACAGGCACUUCAUACUGCAGAUUGCUCUGAAGUGCGCUGACAUCUGCAACCCUUGCCGGGUGUGGGAGAUGAGCAAGCAGUGGAGUGAGAGAGUCUGCGAGGAGUUCUACAGGCAAGGUGACCUAGAGAGAAAGUUUGAACUUGAAAUCAGCCCUUUGUGUAAUCAGCACAUGGAUACCAUUCCUGCCAUACAAAUAGGCUUUAUGACAUACCUAGUGGAACCUCUCUUUGAUGAAUGGAGGCGAUUCACAGACAACACGCCCCUCACAGAGGCCAUGAUGAAGCACCUCAGGAAGAACAAAGCCAGGUGGAGGGCACUGCAUCACAAUCAGCACCACAGGGGUGAUGAUGGCUCUGGCCAGCGCAGCGAAGUGGUUGAAGCAGGACCGUAAUCUUGUAACAGGCAUCACUCAAUUAGGAUGUUGCUGUUUGAACUCUUCAUGGGAGGCGUUGGUGUUGAGAUCUAUCAAAAUGUUACAGGGUGCUCUUUUAAGUGUUACCAAUGGCAGAGAAGAGAAACAGAAAGACUGAGGAAGAAACAACCAAAUCCUCUGCUCUCUCCCCCCCCCCCAUCUUGCAUUCAUUUUGGAUUUGGUGGUCUCACUUCCUCUGAAACGUAAUCAAUCAACCAAGUUUGUUUUCCAAUGUGACUCCAAUGGAAGAAUACCAUGGGUGAAGGAGGAUAAGAGGCAACACAAGUAAAAAACUGACAAAUCUUGCUGUAAAACAUGGCUGAAGUGAACAUUCAAACAGCAGCUGGGCUGCACACAAAAUAAAACCAGUAUACAAACUCAAAUAAGGUAUUUUACACAUUUUUGUAGUUUGCACCAGCCACUGGUUGAGCUUUCAUACUUUGGACAAGUUUCCUUUUUACACAAGUUUAAAUAGUUGUUGUUGCCUCAUUUUGUAUAAGCAAAAUAUGGUAUGCUUUCUAUUAAAAGAGAAUCUACUGAAAA
This is a messenger RNA of Acipenser ruthenus (sterlet), 2237 nucleotides long. RefSeq names its product cAMP-specific 3',5'-cyclic phosphodiesterase 7B-like. The coding region runs from base 201 to 1673 and encodes 490 amino acids. NCBI's taxonomy places the organism in Eukaryota, Metazoa, Chordata, Actinopteri, Acipenseriformes, Acipenseridae. Gene Ontology annotation, molecular function: 3',5'-cyclic-AMP phosphodiesterase activity. The transcript has 12 exons. The record is from RefSeq and is a predicted model, not a curated record.